Thermothielavioides terrestris NRRL 8126 is the source of this 1029-nucleotide messenger RNA. RefSeq lists its product as uncharacterized. The coding region runs from base 1 to 1029 and encodes 342 amino acids. The record is from RefSeq and is a predicted model, not a curated record. Lineage: Eukaryota; Fungi; Ascomycota; Sordariomycetes; Sordariales; Chaetomiaceae. The transcript has 3 exons.
AUGGCUUCGCGACAUCUCCCAGCGCUGCUCCAGCGGGGAUUCGCUGCCUCCCGCGGCAGCCGGCCGUCCAUGCUCAGGCCCUUCUCGACAACUGCUCGACAGCUCACCAAGGCGACCCAUCCCCGCGUGCCGGCCGAGCAGUCCAAGAUCAUGCUCGAGGACGACCACGGCUUCGGCUUCGUCCGACACAACACGCGCCCUCCCAAGCCGCGCAAAGUCGGCGUCACCGAGAUCAGAGGGCCCUACUACUCGGCCAUGGGCAAGCACUAUCUGAAGGACGUGCUCGAGACAUCACAUACACCAUCCAGCAUGGGCCACCACAUCGACGGGCUCAAGUUUGCCGGCGGCUCGUUCGCGCUGUUCCCCGAGGACAAACUGCGCGAACUGAUCGAGCUGGCCCACGAGCACGGUGUCUACGUGUCGACGGGCGGCUGGAUCGAGCACCUCCUGACGCAGUCGGACCCGGCCACGGCGAUCCCGCGCUACCUCAAGAAGUGCAAGGCCCUGCACUUCGACGUAGUCGAAGUCUCGACGGGCUUCCUGUCGCUGCCGCCGGACGACUUCGUGCGGCUGGUCGAGCGCGUGCAGGCGGAGGGGCUGACGGCCAAGCCGGAGAUUGGCAUCCAGUUCGGCGCGGGCGGCGACACGGACGCGGCCGAGCUCGAGGCCCUCAGCCGCAGCGGCGGCGGCGGCGGCGGCGGCACCUCGGACCCGAGCAAGCUGGUCGAGCUGGGCCGCCGCUUCGUCGACCAGCUCGGCGUCGAGCGCGUCAUGAUCGAGAGCGAGGGCAUCACGGAGAACGUCAGGGCCUGGCGCACCGACGUCGUCCGCCAGGUGCUGCGCGGCCUGCCGCAGGAGAAGGUCAUGUUCGAGGCGGCGGAGCCCAGGGUGUUCAAUUGGUAUGUGCGCGAGUUCGGCGCCGAUGUGAACCUGUUUGUGGACCACUCGCAGAUUGUGCAGCUGAGCUGCCUGAGGGAGGGGAUCUGGGGAAUGAGCGACACGUUUGGGAAGGUGGCCACGUUUCGAUAA